Molecule: messenger RNA, 717 nt
Organism: Pimephales promelas (fathead minnow)
Lineage: Eukaryota; Metazoa; Chordata; Actinopteri; Cypriniformes; Leuciscidae
Source: RefSeq, a predicted model, not a curated record
AGACUCUUAUCUCGAGCACUUCGGCAUCACAUGACACUGAUUGAACAUGGCUUCAGUUCAGUGGUACUCUCGGGGCCGUAAAUAUGAGAGUGAAUGGCAGGGGUGUCAGUUGGAGAGUUCACCAGUGGAGUUCAAUGACUAUCAUCCACUCAAAGCCAUCACGGUGACCGAUUCUAAAUCUCGGCGUGGGGGGCGGAAAGGCAGCACCUCCUCUACAUCUUCUUCCUCUAGUUCUGUGGCUCUGGAUCCACUCAGCUCUAUGCUGGAUGGGACCGAUCCACUGUCUCUCUUCGCUGCGGCAUCUGAGACCCCAACUCUCCCACACAGCAUCUCUGCUGGGGAGUUGGGGCGGAAACGGCAGGAGAAAGAGGAGGAAGUGGGCUUAGACUUUGAGCCGUGGUCAUCUAAACGUGGAGAGAUUCUGUCUAGAUUCACCACCACAGAGAAACUGUCUAUUAACCUCUUCAUGGGCUCAGACAAGAGUAAAGCAUCCAGCCCUAGCUCAGCCGUGUCAGAGAAGGUGCGCACUCGUCUGGAGGAGCUGGAUGACCUAGAGGAGGGCUCACAGAGGGAGCUGUUGAACCUGUCCCAGCAGGACUAUGUGAACCGCAUUGAAGAGCUCAACCAGUCUCUGAAGGAGGCCUGGGGUUCAGACCAGAAAGUCAAAGCCUUGAAAAUCGUCAUCCAGGUCUGAGGACUGUGAACACAAACCAACAG